UUAUGAGUACGGUGAAAAAUAAUGUUCCUUUGGUUGUUAGUGAUCUUAGCUGUGGCAUAUGUGGUUUGUUUGAAAUGCAUUAAUUAUCGACAUUGGCGAUCGUUAAAACAUGAAAUCAGUGCUUUACCCAUUUUGGGAAGACAGGGGAUGGAUAUUGAAUGUCUUGUUGUAACCGCGCAUCCUGAUGAUGAAUGCAUGUUCUUUGGACCAACGAUCAUUCGCCUUGUUGAAUUUAAUGUCGUCGUGCAUUUACUAUGUUUAUCAGAAGGAAACUACUACAAUGAAGGUGUUCAGCGCAAGCAAGAACUAUUGAACAGCUGUGCUAAAUUGGGGAUACCAUCCUCCAGAAUUACCAUAAUAGACCACAAGAAACUUCCUGACGAUCCCAAAGCAGAAUGGAAGGUCUCCCUAGUCACCUCAAUAAUUGCAAAGCACUUGAGAGCUCACGCUUUCAACAUGGUGCUGACCUUUGAUGAAAGAGGAGUGAGCGGCCAUAGCAAUCACAUCGCAAUUUAUAAAGCUGUCAGACACCUCGCUUCCACUGACCAACUGCCCAAAGACUGCUGUUUGUUCUCGUUAGUGACUGUCAGCCUGCUCAGGAAAUAUGUUUCAUUCUUAGAACUUCCUCUCAGCUGGCUGCUUCCCUCAUCGCUUUGCUGCAUCAUAGGCUUAAAGGGCUACAGGCAGUGCAAAGCUGCCAUGCUUUGUCAUCACACCCAACUUGUUUGGUUUCGGUAUCUGUACAUCACCUUCUCACGCUACAUGUUUGUCAACACAUUCCAGAUGAUUCCACGAGGACCAAAGGUUCAUAAAAUAUAUUAGGUGACCAACAU
Molecule: messenger RNA, 833 nt
Organism: Syngnathoides biaculeatus (alligator pipefish)
Lineage: Eukaryota; Metazoa; Chordata; Actinopteri; Syngnathiformes; Syngnathidae
Gene: pigl
Product: phosphatidylinositol glycan anchor biosynthesis, class L
Exons: 7
Coding region: 22-822 (266 amino acids)
Biological process (GO): GPI anchor biosynthetic process
Cellular component (GO): endoplasmic reticulum
Molecular function (GO): N-acetylglucosaminylphosphatidylinositol deacetylase activity
Source: RefSeq, a predicted model, not a curated record